GCUGAGUCGGACAGAUGAAGCCUGUAUCCGCUGCUGCUGAUAAGAUAUGAAUGAUUGUGUAAACUUUACGAGGAGAAAAAUCCACACCCAACCCCGCGGCUCCGAUGUUGGAUGCGCCCGCGGCCCGAAUCACCCCACCGCCACAUCGCUGGUCCGCCGGCACAAGGCAUCCACCACUCUGGUGGUCCCUCGGCGACUCACUCGGUGCACCCUCCAGGCACAGCCCUGGAUCCCGAGCAGGCAGAGCUCUGGGUCAUUACACGAUGUCAGGUGCCGAGGCAGACCAGAUCGCAGUGGGCGCUGAAUCUGAGAAUGAGCUUCAGCUUCCAUUCAUCCUCGAGGAACAUGAGAGGAAGGAUCAGUCUCUGAAGGAGGUGCUGAGUCGAAAACUGAAAAAGCAGUGUGUCUGCAGCCCAGCUCGAGCAAAAUCCCUGCUCCUAGACUGUGUACCCAUCAUAAAAUGGCUGCCAAAAUAUCAGCUCAAAGACUGGCUCCUGGGUGACGUGAUGUCAGGCUUGAUUGUGGGCAUCCUGCUGGUUCCUCAGUCCAUCGCCUAUUCACUGCUGGCAGGCCAAGAUGCCAUUUACGGGCUCUACACAUCGUUCUUCUCCAGCAUUAUCUACGCUUUGCUUGGCACUUCCAGGCACAUUUCAGUGGGUAUCUUCGGGGUGCUCUGCUUGUUGGUGGGCCAGGUAGUGGACAGGGAGCUGGCAUUGGCUGGAUAUCUCACCGAUGAGUCGGGAAACCUCACCAGCCUGGAGAAUAACACAAUUCUACACUGUGACCGUAGCUGCUACGCUAUCACCAUAGGGUCUACUGUGACCUUCACAGCAGGAGUGUACCAGGUACUAAUGGGUCUCCUCCAGGCCGGCUUUGUGUCCGUCUUCCUUUCUGACUCUCUCCUAAGUGGCUUUGCUACUGGUGCCUCUCUCACCAUCCUCACCUCACAGGUGAAGUACCUGCUGGGCCUGAAGCUGCCUCGUGCCCAAGGUUGGGGCUCAUUGAUCAAAACCUGGAUCCAGAUCUUUAUGAAUCUGGGCCAAACCAACUUGUGUGACCUCAUCACCAGCUUCCUCUGCCUGCUCAUUCUGGUGCCCACCAAAGAGCUGAACGAUCGCUUUAAAUCCAAACUCAAGGCACCAAUUCCCUUUGAGCUGUUUGUGGUCAUCAUCGCCACACUGGCUUCCCAUUUUGGUCAUUUCCAGGAGAAGUACGGAUCUGAGGUAUCUGGGGCCAUUCCCACAGGCUUCAUGCCUCCACAGCUCCCAGCCUGGGAUCUCAUACCCAGCAUAGCACUUGAUGCCUUCUCUGUAGCCAUUGUGGGCUUCGCCAUCACCGUGUCUCUGUCGGAGAUGUUUGCUCAGAAGCAUGGCUACAUCGUGGAUCCCAAUCAGGAGAUGUACGCCAUCGGGUUCUGCAAUAUCAUUCCAUCAUUUUUUCACUGCUUCACCACUAGUGCCGCCCUGACCAAGACCCUGGUGAAGGAGUCCACUGGAUGCCAGACUCAGCUCUCAGGCCUGGUUACUGCUCUCAUGCUACUGCUAGUGCUACUUGUCAUCGCGCCUCUCUUCUACUCGCUACAGAAGUGCGUGCUAGCAGUUAUCAUUGUGGUGAACCUGCGUGGCGCUUUGCGGAAGUUCCGAGAUGUUCCACGAAUGUGGCGUGUGAACCGUAUAGAUGCUGCCAUUUGGAUAGUGACCAUGGCCACAUCAGCACUGGUAAACACCGAGCUGGGCCUGCUGGUAGGCAUGCUGGUGUCUGCAUUCUGUGUCCUAGGCCGCACUCAGUAUGCCCAGGCACUCGAGCUGGGCCAGGCAGACCAUCAUGACCUCUUCAACGUCCUUAAAUCAUAUAAAAACCUCCACACGCAACCUGGAGUUGCUGUGUUUCGCUAUGAAGCUCCCAUCUACUACGCUAACCAUACCCUGUUUAAGAAGUCUCUGUAUCGUAGCGUAGGUCUGGACCCACAGAAAGAGAAAGCCAGGCGCAAGAAGCUGGCAAAGCUGCAGCAGAAGCGUAAAGAAGACUCUGAAGUGCCCUCCAAGGUUUUCCUCCCUUCUUUUCACACAGUGAUCCUUGACUGCAGCGCUGUGUUAUUUCUGGACACGGCAGGAGUUAGCACUCUGAAGGAGUUGUGUAAGGAUUACAAGGAGUUUGCCGUGCACGUGAUAUUAGCCCAGUGCAGCACGUCAGUGAUCGAUUCCCUCCGAAGAGGCGGUUAUUAUGACCCCAAGAGCACCGAGAUCAUUUUUCACACUCUCGGUGAUGCUGUACGUUACGCCCAAAGCUGUCAGUCACAGAAUGGAGACUGUGAGACUAGGUGCUGAUGAAAUGCGACGCGGUUUUCCAUACUACACUGUUCAGACAAUCCUACGUGCCUCACUGGAAUAUUUUAUCAGAUUAUUUUUGUAUUGGCUUUAGGUCUUUUUACUCCUAUCUUACAGAAAAUAAUUUCUCGAGAUGGCUAUUUGUAUUCAGCAUUUAUUUCUUACAAUGUUGUAGCCAAGUCACUAAACUUUGAGGCUGAGUCCAGUCUUGAGUCCCCAGUUUUCAAGUCCGAGUCAUUAAAAAAAUUUCAAGUCAAGUCCACUAUUUAUCCAAGUCAAUAGUCCAACCGCACCAUAUGACAGUGGCUGUUUUAGCGCCAUUAGCAUUAGUUUGUUCCUGAACAGGUGAAUGUGCUUCUCUUUGUCAGGGAGUGUGAAGUAUUCUGCCAGAGAUGGUUGGGAGAUGGAUGUAAGUGCAGAAGGUGCGUUUAUUAAUACAAGUGAAGGCAGGUAAACAAUCCAAAACGGCACACAAAAUCGUAAAACAGUGAAACAGGCAAGAGGUCGAGCGAGGCACAAACAGGCUAUCGUAGACUUGGCAGAAUCAAAGAUGAGAAACAGGAAAUCAGGGAUCAGGAAUCCAAACAAGGAAAUAAGGCUCGGUAAUGUGUCAGCAACACAACUCAAUACUUCGCAAAGUAAGUGCAUUUUCACAGUUUUUAUAUAGGUGCACUGAUUGCGCCUUAAUCCUGUGCGGGUGCGAGUUGUUUACAAUGCACGUAACACGAGAGUCCGCUUGGCGCGUGCACUGUCCGGAGCGCAUCCAAGAGUCUGUCUGAUGCACACGCGCAGGUGUGACACUCUUGCACGAAAUUAGUACAAAAAUUAAUGUAGAUAUAAAUAUCUUAUGCCAAAUUAUUAUGGCAUGUUACAAAAAAAAUAAAGAAAAAACCCAAGUCCUCAUCUCCAGUUUACGAGUCCGAAUGCAGUUAAUGCACGAGUCAGAGUCAUCAGUGCUCAAGUCCCAGUCAAGUCACAAAUCUUUAAAAUUAGGGCGCGAGUUGGACUCGAGUCUGAGUCCUGGACUCAGGUACGAUAAGCCUGAUUUGUUAUAUGUUAAAUAAAUCUGACCAUUUUCAGAAGAAUUACUGACAUUACAAAGAGAAAGUGUCAUUGCUGUUAUGGUGUUCAUUACUGAAUGUUUUUGCACUUCUGUUGUCUUGGUUUUUACAAGGACAAUACAAGUGCAGAAUAAUUGGACAUGAUAUUGGACAAAACCAUGGGUCUUUACAGGUUUGGUCUCCAUUUUGCUAGUCAAGGAAAAUGAAGAAAAGAAAAUGUGACUGUUCUCAUCAUGAAGACUUUUUUUCUAUAUGUAUGCAAAGCUAGAUUAGAUUUUCUCAGAUCAUUCUUACCAAAUAUUAUACACAUAGAAAGAUAAUUCAUUUUAUUUUUUCACGGUUCAAAUCCUGCGCUCUGAUUGGCUGGCGAGCAGGUCCGUAUCCUAUGGUACGGACCCCGGUUACGGACCUCUGGCGACUCGCUUGUUCACAACAACAACAAACAUAGUAGCAUUUUUUGUCAACAUUUAUCUUUUUUUAUAAGGUUUAUUUAUAAGAUUAUCAAAAAUCUUAUACAUUUUUGCCAGCAUUUCUCAGGAGAGGCGGCACGGUGGUGUAGUGGUUAGCGCUGUCGCCUCACAGCAAGAAGGUCCUGGGUUCGAGCCCCGGGGCCGGCGAGGGCCUUUCUGUGUGGA
Neoarius graeffei (lesser salmon catfish) is the source of this 4023-nucleotide messenger RNA. RefSeq names its product solute carrier family 26 member 2 (gene slc26a2). Gene Ontology annotation, cellular component: membrane. Gene Ontology annotation, molecular function: oxalate transmembrane transporter activity; phosphatidylinositol-4,5-bisphosphate phospholipase C activity; secondary active sulfate transmembrane transporter activity. NCBI's taxonomy places the organism in Eukaryota, Metazoa, Chordata, Actinopteri, Siluriformes, Ariidae. The record is from RefSeq and is a predicted model, not a curated record. The coding region runs from base 105 to 2327 and encodes 740 amino acids. The transcript has 5 exons. Gene Ontology annotation, biological process: transmembrane transport; lipid metabolic process; intracellular signal transduction.